AUGGUUGUUUUCGAGCAUCAUUCUGGAAUAGAACUAACUCCUGGUGUCUUCCUUGGGUCUUAUACAUCCUUGCUCAACGGCGAGUUCAUAGAUGGCGCAAACAUUAAGGUAGUCGUCAACUGCGGAUGUUCAUCUGGCUUUCUCGAAUUCCUUGACGUACAGAUCCCUGUUAUAUCCUCAGACGUCAUUAUCCUCAAUCUCGAUCCUAGUAUUUCGAACGGCCUGGCAAUUUUUAACGCUUUCCACAAACGCUUUAAUAAAGUUUUGCAGCACUAUUUGGCUUUUUUUUACCAGUAUAAUCAGAAUAUCCACUACUACAUCCAUUCCAACCUACAUAAUGCAGAGUUGGCCUUUGAUUCUCCAACUAUUAAUGGAAACCCUUUGAAGCUGCUUUUCAACAUCAACCGCCUUUUGAAACUCAUAACUACUGUGAACGAGUCAGCAGGCAUCCUAUUCGUGUCGUCCAAGUUCAACCAACAACACGCUUCCAACUCACUCAUUUACGCUUUAGCCUUACUGUUUCUAAUGGACAGAUAUGGCUAUAAUUUGGACGCUAGCUCUCGGUAUCUACAAUCUUUACUACAGCGUUCAUCAUUGGGAAAGAACGGAGCUGUCCCUCUUUUCAAUCGGCAACAUUAUGAUGACGUGUUGAUGGUUGACAGUCUCAAGAAAUUCUUCCAAGAAAAUAGGGUAAUCAAAGAAAGGGAAGGCAGUAUAUUGACGGAAAACUUGAGGCUCAAGCGUUCGAAUGAUUGUAUUGAGGCGCUAUCAUCACCGAAAGGUUUCAAAAGAUUAGCAUAA
This is a messenger RNA of Candidozyma haemuli, 801 nucleotides long. RefSeq lists its product as uncharacterized. The transcript has a single exon. The record is from RefSeq and is a predicted model, not a curated record. The coding region runs from base 1 to 801 and encodes 266 amino acids. NCBI's taxonomy places the organism in Eukaryota, Fungi, Ascomycota, Pichiomycetes, Serinales, Metschnikowiaceae.